Molecule: messenger RNA, 1478 nt
Organism: Mercenaria mercenaria
Lineage: Eukaryota; Metazoa; Mollusca; Bivalvia; Venerida; Veneridae
Exons: 7
Coding region: 272-1033 (253 amino acids)
Source: RefSeq, a predicted model, not a curated record
GUGUAUAUUACACACUCCAAUUGUCUUUUUGUCAAUGACAGAGGUCUUUUACACCCUGGGUGGACCAUUCCAUUCAUGUCGUCAGGGGAGAUCGAUUUAUCGUCUGCAGUUGUAAUUUGAUUAGGUGAUUUAAAAGAGAUUAGACUUUUAAAAAGUAGCUUAUUUAAAACACGCUGUGCUACGUGAAUGGAUAAUACAUAGAAUUAACAUUUUAUUUUCAUUUAAAUUAAAUAUAUAUAUUUUUUUUUUAAUUUGUAAGUAAAAACUCAUCAUGUCUAUGGACUUUAGGAAGACAACGUACCGUCCAACACGGACAGACAACCGUUUCAGAACAAGUUAUGCCCUCAUGUCACAAUGGAUGAACCGAAAAGGUUCUGGACAAGCUUACAGAAAGGAACCACUCCCACAAACGUUUGCCAUAGCAAUGCAAGGUAAUGCAGCGUUUCCACGACAACCAGUGUUCUCAGCAGGGUCAAGGUCGGCAGACGACUUUAGAGGUCAAAGAGAACAGUACCCACCGGACCCAAUGUUGUAUAAUGUGUCAGCACCACAGGCAGCUAUUGAUGAGAAUGUCCCGGUACAUUUGAGAUUCAACGACACAGCGGGGUAUGAUGAUUUCCAUAAAGCAUUCAACCAAGUCAGCAAACAGUGGCCAUCAGCUAGUUAUCCAGACUUUGGACCACCUAGAUUACGUCACGGGCGUGCUGGUGGAAGUUGGAGACACGUGAAAGAGGUUUUACAGGCUGGUGGCUCACGAAUUGUUUUUGUCGAUGGUGUGAUAAGGUGGGCUGACGGGGUGAAAAUAGACGAAAUUCCAGGCGGUAAUUUAAUUCAGCCGAGAGUAGGACAAAUUAAGUCACGAUACAUAACUCCCAGCAAACCGGAAAAGAACCCAAGUGCUGACCAAGUAGUAAACCAAUCACAACCUCAAGAACGUGCACACAUUGACCAAGCGCCAGUCUUUACCCGCAGUAGAACUGAAAUGCCUGCUAGUUCAUUUAGACAAGCUGGUAGACAAAAGAGUGGGCUUUAAACCAGAAGUAUGGCACCGAGAGAAAUAACUGGCUUAUUAUGAGAUAAUUAUCUUCUUUCAUUAGAUCUAACAAUAACAUGAAACAUUAUAGUCUAGGAAAAACAUUGAAAAAUGCAAGUUGAUAGAUUUAGACGUUACUUGUACAAAUGUUUAAUGUCGUUACAGUUAUGGAACUGAUUCACCAUUGAAAAGCCAAAAUGUUUGGCACUUUCAAUAUAUAUUCACAGAUAAACAUUCAGUAUUAGACAAUUAAUUGACACUGGUUUAAUGUUUGUAUUAGUUUAUCGGAUUUAUUUUGCAGCCAUUCUUAAUUGCCCAUGUAUAUAACACGCCUUUCUUUGUUCUGCUCAAUUGUUUCCUGCUCUGUCAGUAUUAUUCGUGUUGAAAUGUAAUUUAUUUUAAAGGUCAUGUUCCAGUCAAUAAAGAUGUUCUGUUUGUAAAAUGA